Apus apus (common swift) is the source of this 1402-nucleotide messenger RNA. RefSeq names its product chromosome 5 C11orf16 homolog (gene C5H11orf16). Lineage: Eukaryota; Metazoa; Chordata; Aves; Apodiformes; Apodidae. The record is from RefSeq and is a predicted model, not a curated record.
AUGGCUCAUUUGGAAGGGUUCCUGCCCAGGGGUCAUAGGUACUGCAGUGUCAUGCCAGCUCUGGACAAGUUCUCAUGCUCCAGCAUUUUACUUACUGCCACCCCCUGCCCCUGCUGCACGAGCUCUUUUGUAGUGCACCCUGCUUGGACCACUGAGCCCCUCACUCCCCAGAGGUGCCAAUGGACUAGCUGCUGCCUCCCCUCCCCUGGCCCAGCAUGGAAGAGGCUGAGCAUUUCAGGGAGAUCAGUGGGCUUAGGCAGCAAUGUCCCUGUGCUGGUGAGAGGGGAGCAAGAUGGAUUUUAUUAUCAUGGCACAAUAAAAGAGGAGAUAGAGACUGAAAGAGGCAUGUUCCUGGUAGAGUUUGCCAAACCGCUUGUGUCACGUGGAAGUCACACUGUGUGUGUGCAAAAAACAGCAAAGGAUGAUAUCCUGGAAUACGUGAAUGGGAUGAAGCACUCCUUGCUCCCUGGAGACAGAGUGCUGGCACCCUGGGAGCCAGAUAUGGCCAGGUAUGGCCCAGGAACCAUCCUCACAGGCAUUGAGACAAGGGAUCCCUUACGAGCCUCAGAAGAUGAAGAAAUUAUGGUCCAGUUCUGGAAUGACAAGAAAGUGAAACUCCCACGGGGUGUGGCUCUGUGGAUCCCACCUAGCCUGUGGGAGAGGAUUGUAGAUAUGAUCCACAUGCCCUUCACCAGCAGGGUGAAGCCUAGAGGAACUGCAGAUGCCAACUCUUGUGUUUCUUCCUGCAGUCCAAAACCAGCCCUGAUUCCUGUUUAUGCUAUAAAUAGCCUUGCCAAGCACUGCUUGCUCUGUUCACAGUGCUGGCCACACUUGCACUAUCACUGUGGCUGUAUAUGCUGUUUGUCAGCAUAUGUAAGGUGCAUCUGCUACUGCCAUUCCCAUGUUGAUGCCUGGUGGCCUCUUCCAUCCAGGUCUCUGGUUUUUCAAAGCAAAACCAAAGAGACAGAGUCCAGCAGUGAGCCCUCUCCAUGCCUUCUAGAACUGCAAGGCCCAAAACAAGAAGCAGAAGCUGUGGCAGUCUCUUCCCCAUCUUCUGAUUCAGAGUGUGACCUGGAGCCUUUCCCCAGUAAGAGUACUGUGGUGGACAGUGCUGUUAACACAGGCUCCAGCUGCCUUGAGAUGUCUCAGCUAAAGGAUUCUGCAAGACCUAAUGCAAAUACUGGAAAAGAUGCCACCACAAGUCCCAACCCAGUAAUUCAGGACUUGGCAGUUGCAGCAGCACAGGUAGAAAAGGCAAGCUGGAAUACAAAGCCAUCUCUGCUGGGGACAUGUCCUGUGUUGCCCCAACUAAUUGGAGCACAAUGUUUGAAACCAUCAAGCAGUCUCCCCGAGGGCAUCUCACAAGGAGAGAAAUCUUAAGAGAACAGAAAUCCAAUCCCUU